GUGAAAGGUAAACGUGUUUUGCAAUUUUUGUAGCAUUUGUGAAAUUUUUUUAAUUGGUUUCACAAGGAUUUUUUAGUAGUUAUAUUACUAGGAAAAUAAACUUUUGCUUAGAGGAAAUUUUGAAAAUUAUCUAAAAAUAUGGCACAAAUUUCACCUGAAGUUAAAAAAUCAAUUAUCACUAGGAACUUGCAAGAAGUUCUAGGAGAUGAUAAAAUGACAUCAAUACUAAAAGAAAGAGAUUUAAGAAUAUAUUGGGGAACAGCCACAACCGGCAAACCUCAUGUAGCAUACUUUGUUCCUAUGUCGAAAAUAGCGGAUUUUUUGAAAGCUGGUUGUGAGGUUACAAUAUUAUUCGCUGAUCUACAUGCAUACUUAGAUAAUAUGAAAGCACCAUGGUCUCUACUAGAACUUAGAACAAAAUAUUAUGAAGCAGUAAUUAAAGCAAUGUUAACAUCUAUUGGUGUUCCGUUAGAUAAAUUAAAAUUUGUACAGGGAACUCAAUAUCAACUCUCUAAAGAAUAUACUUUAGAUGUCUAUAAACUUAGUUCGGUGGUCACCCAGCAUGAUGCCAAAAAAGCUGGAGCUGAAGUUGUUAAACAAGUGGAGUAUCCAUUAUUAUCAGGUUUACUAUAUCCCGGACUCCAAGCGCUUGAUGAGGAAUAUCUUAAAUGCGAUGCACAGUUCGGUGGUGUCGAUCAAAGAAAAAUUUUCACUUUUGCUGAAAAAUAUUUGCCAGCACUUGGCUAUGAAAAAAGAAUUCAUUUGAUGAACCCAAUGGUUCCUGGAUUAGCUGGAGGAAAAAUGUCUUCUUCGGAAGAAGACUCAAAAAUUGAUUUGUUAGAUACCCCAGCAGCUGUUAAAAAGAAAUUAAAAAGAGCUUUCUGUGAACCAGGAAAUAUUCAAGACAAUGGACUACUAUCUUUCGUAAAACACGUUUUAUUUUCAUUAUUUAAAGAGGGUGAAGGUUUCCAAAUUUCUCGAAAGCCAGAAAAUGGCGGAGAUUUAUGUUUUAACACUUAUGAUGAUCUGGAAAAAGCAUUUGCAGAACAAAGUUUACAUCCUGGGGAUUUGAAAAGUGCUGUUGAAUUCUAUAUAAACAAAUUAUUGGAACCAAUCAGAAAAGAGUUCGAAAACCCAGAAUUAAAAAAACUAAGCGAAGCAGCUUAUCCAUCUGGAAAAACAAAUGGUUUAGCAAAACAAAAAUCUAAUACGCCUGCGGAUGUUGAAGAUGGACCCCAUAGAUUAGAUAUCCGCGUAGGAAAAGUUGUUGAAGCGAAAAAACAUCCGGAUGCAGAUACGCUCUAUGCCCUACAAAUUGAUGUAGGUGAACCAGUUCCAAGAAGUGUUGUCAGUGGUUUAGCAAAUUUUGUUCCCUUAGAAAGCAUGCAAGAUCGUUUAGUAGCCGUUUUAUGCAAUCUAAAGCCGUCCAAAAUGCGGGGUAUUGAAUCCAAAGGAAUGGUUUUAUGUACAUCAAAUACUGAGCAUACAGAAGUGGAGCCAAUUUUAGUUCCAGAAGAUUGUUCGGCUGGGGAAAAAAUUACUGUCGAAGGAUAUUCAGGGAAUCCAGAUGAACAAUUAAACCCAAAGAAAAAAAUCUGGGAAAAAUUACAAGCAGACCUAAAAACGAAUUCAGAUGGUGAAGCUGUUUGGAAAGACAACUUUUUAUUAACACCGAAUGGGCAAAAAAUCUUAAGUAGAUUAGCGAACUGUUCAAUAAAAUAAGUGCUUUGAAUUAUACUAUUUUUUUUUUUUUUGUAUUUAUUAAAAUUUAAAAUAUUGUUUUGUGAUUUAUCUGUUUUAAAAUUUAAAAGCAAAUUGCACAUUAUACAUAUAUAAAUGUUACUUUGUAAAUUUUUAUAACAUUCGUGAAACAGCUUCGAUAAAUAAAUUAAAACGCCCGAUAA
Condylostylus longicornis is the source of this 1904-nucleotide messenger RNA. RefSeq names its product tyrosine--tRNA ligase, cytoplasmic (gene TyrRS). The transcript has 7 exons. Bases 139 to 1722 code for a protein of 527 amino acids. The record is from RefSeq and is a predicted model, not a curated record. Gene Ontology annotation, biological process: tyrosyl-tRNA aminoacylation. Lineage: Eukaryota; Metazoa; Arthropoda; Insecta; Diptera; Dolichopodidae. Gene Ontology annotation, molecular function: ATP binding; tRNA binding; tyrosine-tRNA ligase activity.